Messenger RNA from Triticum turgidum subsp. durum (durum wheat), 309 nucleotides. The record is from the annotation of a GenBank genome assembly. NCBI's taxonomy places the organism in Eukaryota, Viridiplantae, Streptophyta, Magnoliopsida, Poales, Poaceae.
AUGAACACCGACAUCACCGCGUCAGUGAAGCCGGAGUACCCGGUGGUGGAUCGGAACCCGGCCUUCACCAAGGUCGUCGGCAACUUCUCCGCGCUCGACUACAUGCGCCUCUCCACCAUCUCCGCCGUCUCCGUCACCGUCGGCUACCUCUCCGGGAUCAAGCCGGGGAUCCGCGGGCCGUCGAUGGUGACGGGGGGCCUCAUCGGGGUCCUGGGAGGGUUCAUGUACGCCUACCAAAACUCCGCCGGACGCCUCAUGGGGUUCUUCCCCAACGAAUCCGAGGUCGCGCGCUACAAGUACAAGCUGUAG